CCCAUCAUUUCUUAUAUGUCGCUUGUCCAUAUAAUCACUCUUGUUCAAUAACAGGAUUUUCUCAAUAGUGAUCCAAAAAGCAAAUCUAGAAAACGCAAAACGAUCAAGAUUGGAGAGCGCAAAAGCAAAUAUUAGAAAAAUGAUUUCUCGGGUCACUUCUUCUGGUUUCCCGAAUGUGACGACACAAGGCUCAAAAAUGUAUACUGUGACCGAGGAUGUUGUGUCAUCUUCCAUGGAAGUUACUUCGGGGCCAGAUAAUCACUCAAGCUCUCUAGUUUACCAUCUUUCCUUGCUGAAAGAAAAGGUUCAUCAGGCUGAGUCUCUCGUCGGUAUUCUUAUCUCCCCGGAUCAUCAAAAUCAGCAGGAGUCGACAGCCAUGGCAGUGGCCAACAUGGGUUCUGUAGUUCAAGAAAUAAUCGCUGCGGCUUCUUCAUUACUGUUCACUUGCCAGCAGAUGAAUGUUGGGUCUCCUUCAGGUAACCAUAACACAGAUGAAUUGCACCAACAUCAUGAUGCUAAAGCUGCCGAUGCAGCCACAGCAGGAUUAUCGCAAGCUAACAAUUUUGAUGGCAAUAUUAAUAAUCUCUUUGGUAACAUCGGCCAAGAAAAAGGGCAGCAGGGUUUUUAUUCUAGUGUGAGUUUUGAUUGGUAUGGCGACAAUAUUUAUAACUAUGGUACGAAUGAUAAUAGUCAAGGCAUGAAUAAUCCGAGCAACAAUAAUAGAGUUGAAACCGAUCAAGGCGUUGAGAUUAGUGAGGGUCAUGAAGCAUCUCGGGGGCCUUCAUCUUAUGAUAUUAUCGAAUUGAAUGCGGCUGAUUUAUUAGCCAAGUAUACACAUUAUUGUCAAGUUUGUGGUAAGGGUUUCAAGAGAGAUGCGAAUUUAAGGAUGCAUAUGAGAGCUCAUGGGGAUGAAUACAAGACUAGCGCGGCCUUGACAAAUCCUUUGAAGAACAUGAAUGGAACAACAGGAGGAAACAAAGAGUCUACCAUGAAAAUCACUAGAAAAUAUUCUUGUCCACAAGAAGGGUGUAGGUGGAAUCAGAAACAUGCCAAAUUUCAACCAUUGAAAUCGAUGAUUUGUGCGAAGAAUCACUACAAGAGAAGCCAUUGCCCCAAGAUGUACGUUUGCAAGAGAUGUAACAGGAAGCAAUUCUCGGUGCUUUCUGAUCUUCGGACCCAUGAAAAGCACUGUGGGGAUCUCAAAUGGCAGUGCUCAUGCGGCACCACAUUCUCCAGGAAGGACAAGCUUAUGGGGCAUGUUGCUUUGUUUGUUGGGCAUACCCCAGUCAUCAAUGCUAAUUUGAAGAAGCCUGGAAAAGUACUUGACCAUCAAUUACCACAAAUCUGCAGCUAGAUGAUAGGGUUGAUCAAUAUAAUGCGGAGUACUUACUAGAAUGGCUUCUUUUUGUCCAUGACAAUGGGUUUCUUUCCCUUUUGGUGAGCUCAUCUAUGACUAGAUCUUAAAGGUAUAACAGUUUUUAGAAAUGUUAUGUAUAAUUAUAAUGAACAUCAAUUUGGGU
This is a messenger RNA of Mangifera indica (mango), 1520 nucleotides long. RefSeq names its product protein SENSITIVE TO PROTON RHIZOTOXICITY 2-like. Gene Ontology annotation, biological process: response to acidic pH; response to aluminum ion. NCBI's taxonomy places the organism in Eukaryota, Viridiplantae, Streptophyta, Magnoliopsida, Sapindales, Anacardiaceae. The coding region runs from base 140 to 1354 and encodes 404 amino acids. The record is from RefSeq and is a predicted model, not a curated record. The transcript is spliced from 2 exons.